Messenger RNA from Ruditapes philippinarum (Manila clam), 436 nucleotides. Its product is annotated as coiled-coil-helix-coiled-coil-helix domain-containing protein 7-like. The record is from RefSeq and is a predicted model, not a curated record. Bases 25 to 342 code for a protein of 105 amino acids. The transcript is spliced from 3 exons. NCBI's taxonomy places the organism in Eukaryota, Metazoa, Mollusca, Bivalvia, Venerida, Veneridae.
GUCAUAGAGGGAAAUCCGACAGCUAUGUCAACGACUGAGGAGAUUCGACGCCAAAAUUUUGAAAGAUUUGAAAGGAACAAGAAUGAUUUCAAACAGCGUAUGAAAGAUGGUUCAGAAAAAAAUCCUUGUUAUGAGGAGGGCCAGUUGACACUUCGCUGUUUACACAAUACAAAAGAUAAAAGUGAAUGUGAAGAAUAUGGAAAGAAUGUAAGAAUGUGCAGGUAUUUUUGGAGAACAGUCAUGAAAGAUCGAAAGCGUAAAGGAAUCAUGCCAGUUCUACCUGCUGUAGACGACAGAGAAAAAGUGAUGGAAGAAUAUAAACAUUUACUAGAAAAUUCCUGACAUCUUAAUACUGCCUUUUUAUAAAAAAAAAUAAUUUAAAUGUUAAAUCAUGUGUUAAUUAUGUUUGAUGUAAAUAAAAUGUUUUUAAUGAUAA